Molecule: messenger RNA, 1907 nt
Organism: Drosophila suzukii
Lineage: Eukaryota; Metazoa; Arthropoda; Insecta; Diptera; Drosophilidae
Product: kalirin
Biological process (GO): axon guidance
Cellular component (GO): extrinsic component of membrane; cytoplasm
Molecular function (GO): guanyl-nucleotide exchange factor activity
Source: RefSeq, a predicted model, not a curated record
GUUUCGCGUUUGAUUCGCAGUGGAUCGUUAUCGGAGAAUAUAUUGUCGGCCUUAUAAAGUAGGGGUUUUGCCAUCGAUAUGCGUCGAAUUUGGCGGUGGUUGAGUCUAUAGAAAGCUGUGAAAAAACGAAACAAAGCAUUAUGGAGCUAACCAUAUUCACCAUAAAUUGGUUCGAUGUGAUUUCGGUGGCGCUGACAUGUCUUGUGAUUUUCCUAGUGCAAGUUUUCAACGUUUAUUUGCAUAUACUCGACGACAAAGUCGAUAAUGGCAAGUCGAUCGAUGUGGUCGACAAAGCCCUCGCGAAGGAAUGCCCGAUACUAGAGAGCCUUACCCCCAGUUCACCCACUGCAACCACUCCGCCGAAAUCCCCCACAUCGGCCAACGGAAAGUUGGAAAAGCAAAUAAGUCUGCUGGACAACGAUAGCGGCAUCUCAUUGGGUUCCAUCAACACCUGUUCAACAACUGCAGCAAACCCAUCCCCAACACACCGAACACACAAUGGCUUCCACUCUUUCCCUUCGCACACGCUCAGCUUCGAGACCCUGGGCGAUGAGUACCACGAGGACGAGGACACCCUGUCUCUGGAGAAUCUGUUCCCCUGCGAUCAAACUGAAAUCUAUGCCUCCAAGAAGAUCAGUUUUAUAAUCGACGAGCUCAUCCAAACGGAGGUCAACUAUGUGAAUAACCUGAAGAAGGGAAUGGUGAACUACGGAAAUCUAAAGGAUGCAGAGGGUCUUCCAGAAGGACUAAGUGGCGAAGCCAAGCAGAAAACGCUACUGGGAAAUGUAGAGGAGAUUCUGGAACUUCAUGAGCAGGAAAUACUACCGCUAAUGCUGCGAAAUCAGCGGGAUCUCAAAGGUCUAUUCGAUGAGUUUGCCGCACAUUUCGAGAAAAAUCACUUUUACUGCUAUGUGAGCUUCACCAUGGGCAAGAAAUCCUCUAUGCAACUGCGACAAGAUCAUCGAUUGUGGUUGCAGUCGUAUCAAACCUCAAUAAAAGACAAGCUGGGCAUCGACAGCUUCCUAGUUCAGCCCAUCCAAAGACUGACCAGAUAUCCUUUGCUCCUUCAGCAAUUCAUAUCGGAAUUCUACAAGAGUGGAAUUAGUUGCAAGCCUGUGCUAACUGCGGUUUGCAAAUUGGAGACGCGAAUGAGACGUGCUCUGGAUGUGGUCAAUCAGGCCGAGGAGAUACCCAAUAUCGAGGAGCUCAACGAGUUGGACCUCCUGCAACUGGGAAACUUCCGACGUUCGACGGAGUUCGAUGCCCAGCACUUUCCCACUCGGAAAAAGUACCGCUCCAAGGUGUUCCUCUUCGAUCGGAGCCUCGUCUGCACGGAGGUGCGAAAGAAGCGACUGGCCUACCGGCAGCACUACAACUGGGAGCACGUGGAGCUCCAGAGGCCGCUGGACUCGGCCUCCUCCAAUGCCAACAAGAUCAUCAACCUGCUGGUGAAGAACCAGGAGGGUGGAUCGGGGUCUGGAUCCAGUGGCUCCAAGCGGGAGGAGUACUCCUUCGUGGCCACGGAGGCGGCGGUGGUGAAGCAGUGGCUCCAGGCCACCCACAAGAUCAUCGAGAUCGCGCGAAACGUGCACGCCAGGCGGAACACCUUCAGCUUGCCCAUGGACCUGGUGCUCGGAGUGGUCAUAGCCAUCUGGCUGAUAUGGCAGUACUUGUAGAUAGUCAUCAGACAUCGGAUUAUGUGCAAAACAAUAUUACUUAGUUUCGAGUCUAACCGAAGUUCGCUAGGAAUGGAAUUUUUAGAAUAGGUUUUUUCACAUAAUCCAGUGCCUAAAAAUCAUGGUCCCACCUCAGCACAUAAGCCAUGUCUCCAUGUCCCCAACCAUAUUCCCCACCCACUCACAACUCUAGAUCGUAGAUAUCUAAGAAUAAAGCUAAGUUAUUUCGUA